Molecule: messenger RNA, 1712 nt
Organism: Cannabis sativa
Lineage: Eukaryota; Viridiplantae; Streptophyta; Magnoliopsida; Rosales; Cannabaceae
Product: acyl-lipid (9-3)-desaturase
Exons: 1
Coding region: 112-1455 (447 amino acids)
Biological process (GO): lipid metabolic process
Cellular component (GO): membrane
Molecular function (GO): oxidoreductase activity, acting on paired donors, with oxidation of a pair of donors resulting in the reduction of molecular oxygen to two molecules of water
Source: RefSeq, a predicted model, not a curated record
AAACCAAUUUUGUGGCGCUUCUUCGGUUCAUAACUUCAUAUAAAUAUAUGUAUAUAUAUCAUCAUCUUCUUCAUCAAAGCUCAAACUCAGAGACAUUAUUAUCAUUCAUCAAUGGCGGAUUCAACAAAAUACAUUACCCAAGAAGAGCUUAAACAACACAACAAACAUGGAGAUCUAUGGAUCUCAAUCCAAGGCAAAAUCUACAACGUCUCAGAUUGGGCCAAAGACCAUCCCGGCGGCGAACACCCAUUACUAAAUCUCGCCGGUCAAGACGUGACAGAAGCUUUCAUAGCUUACCAUCCAAGGUCGGCAUGGCAAUACAUGGACCAAUUCUUUACUGGGUUUCAUCUCAAAGAUCACUCCUUUACCGAGGUUUCAAAGGAUUACAGAAAACUCGUCAAUGAAUUUACCAAAAUGGGUUUGUUUGAGAAGAAAGGACAUGGGGUUUGCUUCUCAUUCUUCUUCAUUACAUUGUUUUUUAUACUCAGUGUUUAUGGUGUUAUGUGUUCUGAUAGUAUUUUGGUUCAUUUCUGUUCUGGAUGUUUAUUAGGGUUUUUAUGGAUUCAAAGUGGUUGGUUAGGUCAUGAUUCAGGUCAUUAUCAAAUCAUGACUAAUCAAUUUUAUAACAGAUUUGUUCAGAUCUUAACUGGGAAUUGUUUAGCUGGGAUUAGUAUUGCUUGGUGGAAAUGGAAUCACAAUGCUCAUCAUUUAGCUUGUAAUAGUCUUGAAUUUGAUCCUGAUCUUCAACACAUGCCAUUCUUUGUUGUAUCAUCAAAAUUCUUUGAUUCACUCACGUCACAUUUCUAUGGCAGAAAAUUGAGUUUUGAUUCAAUCACAAGAUCCUUAGUUAGUUACCAACAUUGGACAUUUUACCCUGUCAUGUGUUUAGCUAGGCUUAAUCUCUUCGCUCAAUCAUUUGCUUUGUUAUUAUCUAAGAGAAAAGUUCAUAAUAGAGGUCAAGAGAUUCUUGGGUUACUUGUGUUUUGGAUUUGGUAUCCACUUUUGGUUUCAUAUUUACCAAAUUGGAGUGAAAGGGUUAUGUUUGUCAUGGCAAGUUUUUCAGUAACUGGUAUCCAACAUGUUCAAUUUUGUUUGAACCAUUUCUCAGCUAAUGUUUAUGUUGGUUUGCCAAGUAGUUAUGAUUGGUUUGAGAAGCAAACAAAAGGGACACUUAAUAUCCUUUGUCCUUCUUGGAUGGAUUGGUUUCAUGGCGGUUUGCAGUUUCAGAUUGAACACCAUUUGUUUCCAAGAUUGCCCAAAUCACAACUGAGGAAAAUUUCUCCCUUUGUUUAUGAACUGUGUAAGAAGCAUAAUUUGCCUUACAAUUGUGCUUCGUUUUGGGAAGCUAAUGUAAUGACAGUGAAUACUCUUAAGACCGCGGCUUUGCAGGCUCGCGAUCUUACUAAUCCUGUUCCGAAGAACUUGGUUUGGGAAGCUGUCAAUACUCAUGGAUAGUGUGUUCAUUUCUCUGUGUUUUUGAACCUAUAUGAUGUUCAAAGAACUGUUUUUGAGAGAUGUAAAUUCUUAUUAUUAUUAUAGAUAUUUUGGUUUUUGAGAAGAUUUCAACUACUUUUUCAUGUAAAGUAAUGUACUUUCCAGUUUGUUUGAGUUUUAAUUUACUUUUUCAAGAAUUUGGUAUGUCUCAAUUGAGAUUUUGAGAUAUUGUAGAUUUUUUUCUAUGAUUUAAUAAUAGAUCUUGAAUUUGUGUUUUA